Messenger RNA from Volvox carteri f. nagariensis, 1521 nucleotides. RefSeq lists its product as uncharacterized. NCBI's taxonomy places the organism in Eukaryota, Viridiplantae, Chlorophyta, Chlorophyceae, Chlamydomonadales, Volvocaceae. Gene Ontology annotation, cellular component: plant-type vacuole membrane. The annotation marks the transcript as partial. Gene Ontology annotation, biological process: calcium ion transmembrane transport; intracellular calcium ion homeostasis. Gene Ontology annotation, molecular function: calcium:proton antiporter activity. The transcript has 11 exons. The record is from RefSeq and is a predicted model, not a curated record.
GCGGACUACCCGUGUCUUCGGGCCCUAUGGCGCCGCAUGGGCCCCACAUGUGUACGUCGGCUACCGCGAGGGCCGUUGGGCAUCUUUGCCCACUUAGGGUUCCGGCUGCGGAGCUUUCAGGUGAUGCGGGUGUGUCCUCCGGUGUCCCGGUGUUGUCGAGGGACCCUCCUGGAGACCUGGGCAGACUGGGCACCGGCCGUUUGCAGCUCUUGCGAGUCCUUUUGCGGUGCUGGGGGUACUGGUGGUGGUGGUGCCGGUGUGGUCAUUUGCCGGAGACUUCCUUUCUACAAGAGUUCAUCUGCUGUAGCCCUGCUGUACUCGCGUGUGGACAUCGAGGGGCGGUGUAGUUUAGGACCCAGUCGUACCUUUAGGGACGGUCGGUGCUUGUGUGUGCGGCUAGCUGGUUUCCUGGUUUGGGGCGAUGGCCAGUGGGGACAACCCCCGUUGUUGUUGUUGGUGGUGGUGCACAACACACCAGGCAUCGUUCUUCGAACCUUCAUUUUCUUGCGAGAGGCAUUGCUGCGUCAAGUGCCGGUCGCCGAAUCUGGGCUUGGCAAGGAGGAGCCAUGGUGGUACAGCGACUUAAACGCUCUGAAGGACAUGCUGAGCAACUGGGUCAAUGUGCUUCUGGUGGCAGUGCCUAUGGGUAUUAUAGCAGGGGCCCUAAAAUGGGGUGUGAUUUACGUAUUCUGUCUGAACUUCACGGCUCUCAUUCCACUGGCGCUGCUGUUGGGAGACGUCACCGAGGACUUGGCGCUGCGGUACGGCUCCGUCAUCGGUGGCCUGAUUAACGCCACCUUUGGCAAUAUCGUGGAGAUCAUUCUAUCCAUCGCGGCGCUGUUCAACGGCUUGUAUGAUGUUGUGGCGGCGUCGCUGCUGGGGAGCAUUCUCUCCAAUCUGUUGCUCGUUACCGGCUGCAGCUUCUUCUUCGGUGGCCUCUACAACAAGACACAAAGGUUCAACCCCACCGGCACGCAGGCUUCAAGCUCGCUGCUGUUCGUCGCAGCCCUGGCCUUCCUCAUCCCAACCGGCGCCGGCCUCAUGUUCACUGCCGAGAACCCCCAGGACCGGGAGGACAUGGUGCUGCGCAUCAGUAGGGGGACGGCGGUUGUGAUGCUGCUGUGGUGGCCCCCUCCUGACCUCUCUCCACGCACUAUCCGCUUCCACCUUCCCCAAUUAAAUAACCUCACUGCUGUUAACCUCCUAACAACUCUUCCGGUUUCGGUUGGCAGUUACGGUUGCUACCUGGGCUUCCAACUAGGUACCCACGUGUACCUCUUCCAGCUGCGGCCUGAGGAAAAGCCCAUGCUGUCACUCUUCACCUCCAUCACGCUGCUGGCCGCUAUCACCAUAACUGUGGCUGUAGCGUCCGAGAACUUGACAUCGUCGCUGGAAACGUUCAGCAAGCGCUCCGGUCUUGGGAAGGCCUUUCUGGGCACCAUCGUGCUGCCCAUUGCCGGCAACGCAUGCGAACAUAUGACGGCUGUCAUCGUGGCUACCAAGAACAAGAUGGACCUGUGA